Molecule: messenger RNA, 2217 nt
Organism: Sycon ciliatum
Lineage: Eukaryota; Metazoa; Porifera; Calcarea; Leucosolenida; Sycettidae
Product: charged multivesicular body protein 6-like
Exons: 8
Coding region: 164-835 (223 amino acids)
Biological process (GO): vesicle budding from membrane; late endosome to vacuole transport via multivesicular body sorting pathway
Cellular component (GO): ESCRT III complex; multivesicular body
Source: RefSeq, a predicted model, not a curated record
AAUACAUUGCACAAAGAAACAGAAAAGUGCGAACACAACAACCAUUGCUAAACACAGAGCUCCAUGCAUGACUGAUUUGAUCUGGGUUUGGUCGAGCUAAGGCCUGUUCUCUGUUCAUGAGAAGCAGCUGAGGAGGAAAUUCAGUCCCAGUAACUACCAGAAGAUGGGGUCAUUUUUCGCGAAGAAAUCUCCUCCACCGGAGGAGAAUCGUCAAAGCAGAGUGACUGAUCAGGACAAGGCGGUUUUGGGCUUGAAGCAACAGCGUGACAAGCUGAAGCAAUAUCAGAAGCAGAUCGAAGGCAAGCUGGAGAAGGAUCGCAAAGUUGCCCGUGACCUGCUCAAAGCUGGCAAAAAAGACAAGGCUCUGCUACUGCUGAAGAAGAAACGCUAUAUGGAGGGCCUGCUGACGAAGACCGACAACCAGAUGAACAACCUUGAGGAGAUGGUCCAAACUCUUGAGUUUGCACAGAUCGAAGUGCAAGUCGUGCAAGGACUGGAGCAAGGCAAUGAAUCACUAAAGGCUCUGCAUGAUGUCUUCUCGUUGGAGGAUGUUGAGCGUAUCAUGGAUGACACACGCGAUGCUGUGGAGUAUCAACAGGAAAUCGAUUCACUUCUCGGAUCCAGCCUGACGAACGAGGACGAGGAAUCUGUGCUGCGUGAGCUUGAGGAGCUGACAGCUGCACAGACUGCGGCUGAGCCAGCCGACGAUAUGAGGCUGCCCGAUGCACCGGCAACAGAGCCACAGGAUCUUGAAGCGCCGGCCAUGCCUGACGUGCCCAGCGCAGAACCGGGCGAGGCGAAAGCCACCGAGGAAAGGACCAUGCUGGCAGCCUAAGCUAUCCGGACAGGCAAUACUAUGGCUGGUGAGGCUGUGCUACCAGGUCUUCUCAGAUAGUGUGGGACGUAACCUCGCGAGCGCACACGUGAUCUUGAUGUGUAUAUACACGGGUACAAGUACUACAUGAAAACAGAUUUAUUCCCGAGCUGGCGUGACGCGAGUGCCCACGCGCAGCGUUGUGUGUGCAGUGUUGUUGGCUUGGUGUCUUGAUUCGCUACCACCUGGCUUAUCCCUUGUUGAUACAUGCACAUGUGUAUACGCAUAGCCUGCUGCCACUGGAUACGAGUACAUGUAUGUGUACAGUGGGUCCCAGAUCUUGCCAAUCUGCGGCAUCGGAGCACCGCUCGGUGACAGUGCUCAUUCUGACCUGAGCCUUUACUGCUGCUACUUCUGCUGUUGUUGCUACCCACAUAGCCUGAACACUCUCAGGCAAUGACUACGGCAUGCGUACACAUCUUAGGCUAGUUUUUUUUAUUGACGUCCAAUGUCCGACUUGUCAUGGAGCUGUGUCAUACCCAGCCGUGCCCUCUCUCGUACGUACUGUAUGCCGACAAGGCACGCGCACCGUAUGUGCAUCGUACUCCUUGUGUUGUAUGCCAGAUGCUAGCUAUUGCUGUAGGCUGCGCCAGCUCCCACACCUCUGCGUGUGCGGUGAGCCGUGAUGUAGUGACCUUUGUUUGGCACCAAGGCACUCCGUUAUUCCCACUGGCACUAACAAGGCUUGUCACAGAUCUGUUUCAUGCCCAGUCGUGCCGGCAAGCUUGCACACCGACCGACGUCUCCUCGCUUUGCCCGCUCCCCGGCUAGUUGUUGGCUGAUAACUCUUGCUUGCGCGCACCACCAUCCCUUGCCACUGCUGAACAGGCAGGUACCCAUAGCACAGCUAGUCUUCAUUCCUUGCCUACGUUGCCACUGCUCUGAGAGUUCAUAGCUACCACUGCUGCUACUGCUACUAUUGCUUUUGCUGGUGCUAUUGUUCAACCUUUCUUUUUUUUUAAAUAUUUAAUUACUCUUUUCUUUUCUUUUUAGAACAGAAUGCCUUCUUCUUUGGUACUUGAAACUUGCUCUGCGUAUGCCUGUCAAUAUAUUUCCUUAUUUUUUAUUCGUCUAAUGUUAGUCCAGGGUUUUAUUAUCCUUAGAAGACAAAAUUUGUCCGGAGCCUCAGUCUGCAGCAUUGCCUUCGUUUUUAUACAAAAUUAAUUGUGAUAUCAAAUCAUGAAUUUUUGACAGCGUAUUUUCUUCUAGCAUACAUGUACACGUGCCGGUAGUCUGCCAAACCUGAACAGCAGUCUUGUUGUGUGUUCUCGACAAUCGCUCUCUCUCAUUGUACAUUGUACAUAGAACACGCUCUGACUGGCGCCUGUCCGCCGUCAUCUCCC